AUCGCAAACGUCAAACGGCGUCCCCUUCGCUACGAUCUUUUUGUUUCCAAGCAUGCCUUGGCAACCACGUUUAUUUAGGCAACCGCUGAAAAUGUUGUUAGUUAUCCGCUUUAUUACGGUUACUAGCUGAAGCUAAGUCCGCUCGCCAGUGAUUAUUUCCUCGGCUCGAUUUCGUGCAAAGUGGUUCAAGCGUAUUUCUGUGAAAUGCCAUCGGAAGAGUGUAACGACGCGUGGCUGGAAACGUUCCGUGCUGCUGUACAGCAUCCGGAACGAACGGAACGGCAGCGAGCAUUGAAGAGCUUCGGGCAAGACUUUACCCGCGACGCCAUCAUCGCCGAAGAAUGUCCCAGAAUAUUCGACGAUACGUACCUGCACAUUCUCCGCUGCUAUGGCGAUCGGUUCGAGUCAGUGCGGACGCUUGCCGUAGCGGCAAUGGACGCUCUGCUGGGUAAGCUUCCCCCGAAUGAUUACUAUCUCGGCUGCAUCGUGCCGGUGCUGGCGAAACGUAUCGGCCAGGCCGAAACGAUCGAAGACAGCGAGGAAGUGCGGUUGCAGCUGCUGGAGCAGCUGGAAACGCUGGUGGCAAAGUAUAGCGAUCCGGACGGAAGCCGCGGUGGUGAUCCGCUGCUGAAGGUGUUGGACAGUGUGAUUGACACACUGAUCAAAAGCUUGCGCGAUCCGUUUCCGGCAGCGCAGAAAAAAAGCUGCGAAAUCGUGAUCGCCCUGGCGGAGGCCACGCCGAGUCUGCACUACCGUGCCGAAGCGCUGGUGGCGCCGGCCAAAUCGAUUCUCACCCAUCGGCACUCGGCGAAUCGUAUUGCCGCGGUGGAAGCGCUGGGUGUCCUGUCGCUGCACAUUCUCUCCAAUGGUGACUGCGUGUCGGAAAUCAUUAUGGCCGUGUCGCCGUUGCUUAUGGACGAUGUGCCCUUCGUAAGGCGUGCGUGCGGUCGGGUCGGGUGCCUGAUGCUGCAGAAGCUGCGCGAUCGGUACUCGUUCUUUCAUCGCAUCCUUCCGCUGGUGUUGAAUUGCUUGUGCGAUGAAACGGUCGAGAUGCGUGAAGACAUAGAAGCUGGUUGGAAGCAAGCAGGGGAGCUGUACUAUCGUGAAAAUGAGACUGAACUUUCCAAGGCUGCCUUGAUCGAAACCGUCCCGAAAGGGUAUCCCGGCGAACGGUACCGGCGACCUACGCUGGCCUGUCGGGCCAUUGUGCAGCGUAGUCUGCGGGUGGUCAAUUUGGUACUGCAUGAGAUGGAAGAGUGGAAGGAAAACAUUCGUCUUCACGCUACGAAGCUGUUGAAGCAGAUAGUGCUCCAUGCCGAGCGGUCGUUUUCUACGCUUUUUCUCGAGGUGAAUCCGGUGCUAGCGAAGGCGUGCAUGGACGCUGAAAAAAGUAUCGUCUCGGAGGCUCUCAGUGUGUGUGAGUUGAUGGGCAUUUUGCUUGACUACGAUACCUGGAGUCAGCAUAUGUUGGCCACGUUUAAAAAUUACCCAACAAUCGGACAGCUGCGCUGUAUGCGUACACUGUUUGCUAGCUGCGUACAGGACGAGGUCAAAUGCAAAGACGUACGAAAGUUUGCCACCCUGCUACUCGAUCCGGACGUUUGUCAUAACCACCGGGAUGCCGUCUAUCAGCGUGAGCUGCUGGAAUUUUGCAGCAUCCUUGCAUCGAGCGGACAAAAGCAAGAGGCACUGACUGCAAGGCUGGAAGAAAUUACGGUCUGUGAAUCGAACGACAGUACCGCCGGGGAGCAACAGACCCUUGAACGCACCCUGUACACUGUCGCUUUAAAGGUGGUGGCCUUCUGCUAUGGCUUAGAAGAUCGAGCAUCUGUUCGCGAUUUGGGCAUGACGGUGUUGGGACUGCUGGACAGUAACGUAGAUCGCUUGCAUCAGCACCAUUUGGCAAGCGUAUUGUGUAAAAUUGAACACCUCGAGAGCGAAAAUUCUGACGCAAGUACAAGCAUUCUCCUUCUGUGCGGCAUCGUUGCCGUUUGCGGAUUUCAGGAUUCCUAUUUCACCAUCCUGAACGAAACUCUACAGAAAGCUGUUGCACAUGCGGCACCUGAGGGGAAGGUAAAACUUUUCAGUGCUAUUUCCGUGGCAAUGCUUUCUUGGAAUGUUCAUAACGCGCAACCAAAGGAAGAUCAAAUCGCUAUGUUGAGAGCAUUAACGGAUGCCGUAAUCGCACCUCACCUGGUAUGGUCUGCGGGAAGAAGUGCUGAGUCGGUGCGAGCAAUGGCAACAGCUUGCUUUGCUUCCAUGGCACAAGGGGUCGAUCCGAAUGUCUAUAUGUCACUCCUGCCAACCUACCUGAACGUACUCUCCGGUCUAAUCGAUGAUAAUUGUAUCGCUACACGUGCCUAUAGUUUAAAAGCACUCGUGCGGCUUCAAGCUUUAAAUUUUGAAUCGCUAAAACUUAUAGCGUUUCCGAUCAUGUCGCGAUUAGAUGACCCAAGCGGGGAGGUUCGUGAGUUGGCGGCGGUGUGUCUCGGACGUCUUCAAUUAGAUGUGGCUUUGUCGGAGGAUGGGCAGCAAAACACUAUCGAUCGUUGGCAGGACAUUUUGCGACAAAUUCUGUCAGUCAUGUUUCUUCACUUGGAGCAUCCUGAAACCAAGCUGCGCUGUGCCAUUUUCGAUUCUUUGAAACGGUUGCAUACUGACAAUCGAGAAUUGAUCGAGCGUUUGGCUAGCGAUGUGCCUUCUGGAUGUUCAUACAAAAAGGAUCUCGAAACCAUCACGUCCAGGACAAAAAGUACAUGAAAACACGUAAGGGUUGGGUAUGUGUUGUAGAGGUGGGCAUUUUUAGUUGACUUUCAAACACAACUUAUCCUAUACAAAUGAAAUGGCAACUGUUCUUUACGUUUGGAGGCAAUAAUUUUACAAUUUGUUUGUGCUUAGACAAUGUUUCUAUAAUCGCAUUUCCUUAUAUUAUUUAUAUUUAUCUUCAUGGCAAAAAGGAUUUCGUUUUUUUUGUAAUUAGGUAAUGCCUGGAGAUCAAUGUUCAGCCUUAUUCAGCUUAGCAAUGCUCGUUUCAUGUUUUUGAUGGAUUCUUAAGGGCUUCUUAAAUUUUUCCCAGAACAGUGUGCGAUAUCAAUUUGUUGAACUUUGGUUUUUGAGGUGUUAAGAUAAUAGUUUGAUUUUUGGCUAUCUAAAGGAUUUGAUCCAAAGGAAUGAAUUGAUCAAACUCGAUUAUCGUUCGCGUAAAGUGAAUACUGUUGGGAUGUCGGUUCAAUGGUAAUUAGUGUGGUCAAUCUUUCAACACUUGAAACAUUUGGACUCUUCCAUAACCUCACGGAUGUGGCACACCGACCAACCAAUCUUCUGCAUUCCUAAAAUGAGGAAGCUUUGGAAGUCUGUCAGCGAUACGUUGAUCCGUGCCCAUUGGGUUCCGGCUGCGCGGCUUCUCUUCAUUUUGAUACUAUUGCAUUCAAUUUUGAUAUUAAGCUGUGCUCUGACAGCAUCAGCAACCUCCUCUGGGAGUAAUUAUCUCGUCGCGAUGCAUGAUAUCUAUCAUCCUCGAUGGAGCCAACGUUCUGACAGACGCUUUGUCCGUGAUGCCCUCUUAGACAUUUGCUGCCAGUGCAUUAGCAGUACUUCCCUGCUUUAGCUCCAGCAAUAUUCCACCGUUUUAGGCCCGUCGGACCUUUGAUUGAUUCUCUCACUGACUUAAGGGAGUCUGUCUGCUUCAUCUCUUUCAGCAACUUUGCCAGUCGUUCCGAAGUGCAAUCACCUUUAAGAAGAGCUUCAGGCCGUUUCAGGCCGGCGCAUCAGCACAAUGAUUCUAAUUUUGCUGUAGGCUUAUUACCAUGUUGGGUUACUACUGGUAUCUGGAGUUUGGGGCAACUGUCAGUGUUCCGUGAAAGUCCCUACGUUGUGAUAUUUUAACUGUUUUUACACGAAAUAAUCAAUCGUUUGUUCUCUGUUGGAAAGUAAACUCACUUCUUUAUUCACACCAUUUAUGCGUGCUUCGCUUUGCUUCGGCUCGUGACAAGUGCCUCAAAAGGGCGGUCCCCCUUUCACAGAUAUCGAUCGUGUACGUACUUUGGUACUACUUCGGCAUCAUUACUACCGUACUUUACCACGAAUUUACUUCAACUAACGGGCCUUAAGACAGUGCGUAUCCUAUUUGAGUAAUUUUAGUAUCUGUGUGCGGUUUUUAAUUACUCCUAAUUUUUUAACUUAUCUAAUACAAAUCAUGUAAAUAUAUUUGUUACGCGCACUCCGCUUAGCGGUAGUCGCUAACACAUAAAAAAAUGUCUAAGGACAGAUGUGUGCAUUGUCCUCCCGCCCGGGCCAAAGUGACAGGUGAAACUUAUUUUAAGGGAGCAUCGUACCGCGUUGCGACGAAGUACGCUUUAGCAAUUAAUUUUAGUUAUUUAUAUGUAUCUAUAUAUUUUUAUUUUUUAUAUUGCUCUGGCGGCGACACUUUGUGUUACGCGUUUUGUACACUGAAUGGUACACGAUUAUUCGCGAGCGCACACACACUCACUGUGUGUCGCUUGUGAAGCGCUACGUACCGCGAAUGAGUUUGAGAAAAACGCGCACAGAACACACACUUCGUGUUACGCGUUUUGUACACUGAGUGGUACACGAUUAUUCGCGAGCACACACACACACACUGUGUGUCGCUUGUACCUUGAUGGGCGGCUAGGAGGCCCUGAGUGGGCUUGAUGGGCGCAUAGGAAGAUAGUGGUGGUGGGGGCACCAUUUUCCUUCCGUGUGGUGAUGUUUUAGGACGACGUUGCGUCGCCUGUUGCUGAAUCGUACGAAAACGCGCCCUUUGAGGACACUCCGGAUCGUUUGCUUUGUGAUUUCCAUCACAAUUCGCACAUUUCGGUACUGUUGGGUGGACCACAGUGCAAUCCGCGACGUUGUGGUUUUGAGCGCAGUUUAAGCAUUGUUGACGCAUGCCGCAGUGCCGCGAGCCGUGGCCAAACCCCAUACACCGUAAACAUUGGGUCACACCUCGUCGUCCACCUCGGAAUGCCUCCCAAUGGACACGGAUAGAUAGGCGGGCACGAAUUUCUUUUAGGGCAGCCAGCGUUGUGGUACCCUUCUUGAGAUGAACGAGGUAUAGACAGCUUCCACUAUCUCCGUCUCCCUUGUGACGUCGUUUGAUGCGGUAGACUGCAUCUACUUGGAGUUUUUCGGCUUCUAGGGCAUCUCGAAUGUCCUUCUCGUCGGAUAGGGGUAGCCCUCGCACUACCACUUUGAACGGACGAACUCGGGGCAGAUCAUGAGUAUAAAGCUCACAAUCGGCAGUUUGCAGGAACGUGAGAAUGGUCUUGUAGUCUUCUUCAUUUCGCGUCCAACCUUUUGUGCCUACACCAACUAUUUAAUACUCAACCUUUGCGAUGUGGGUAAGCAUUUUUUGCAACUCUUGGAAGCUCUUAUUACGAUGGGUGGUAGCCACUGUGACAGCUUGUGUGGGCCUGCUGCUGAUGAUGGUGCAGUUGAAGCUGGUGGGGAGACAGUCCGUCGCUUUCUAGGUUCCACACAGAUGAAACCAUCAUUAUUUUCCAUUUCAUUCUCUGCAUCGGUGUUUUCACCAUCAAUUUUGGCGCAUUUGUCCGGCGCGUGUUUCGCCGAAUUAACGCCUUCAUCGGAGAUGGUUGGGCUGGUAGCUUCUCUCUUCUUCUUCGUCAUAGCACGCUUUUCGUUUGCUUUUCACUUUAUCGCACGAUACACAGAACACGUAUGUGAAGUUAGCUGUGAUAUGGGAUGUGAAUAAGGACACCGGUAGUUUUGUAGUUCACAUUUAACCGCUCCCGUAUCGUUCCCCAAACUAACUCCUCGUCCCCAAAGCGCGCACCGCUUUUAUAGCUUCUGCCCAUCUUCCCUCUCGCUCCGCGUUACCUGCCGUAACCGCGUUCUCCUUCCUAGUUCAUUCUCGCAGCUCUCUUUAUUCUUCCGUCGCUCGCGCACAUUGCGUCGCUCGCGCACGCUUCUUUACUCUUCCCCAUUUCACACGUAUGUACGCGACGAUGGUCACAAGCGAACUCGAAUGAACUUUUUGUUGCGCACAAACUGGUGCACAACGUUACACUUGGAACACACGGUGGCCACAAAACGCACACCAUUUUUUAAGAUAUUUAGGGGGUCGAUUUAGUUCGGAUUAAUCUUGUCCCUAAUUUUAUGUCGCGAACGCGCUGGGUUUCGUGAGUAGGUAAUAAUGAAUUUUAUUUUACACUAUCUUACGGUACGGUUGCGCACGUUCGUUCGAGAGGGGUUCGCGUUGAGAAAUUUUACGAUCGCGGAGCGAAGGAAGAGGUCUGUUCGCUUUCGAGGUUGGGUUGCAAGAGAGAGAAUGUGCUCGCUGACAGCAGGAAGUGUAGCGCUGGACACGCGGCGCACGUCACUUUGACGCAUUCGUGUGUCUGGUGAGUGCGCUCCACGGAGAUCCGUGUCUUUGUCCCUGGGUGUCACGAUCGCUCACGAUUCUAACGCCAGAUGGCGGUCUGGUCGCUACAGAUACUUUAAUCCUGGUUGUCGGCACCAAAAUGUUUGGUACGGAACCCUACGUUGUGAUUGUUUUUUUAAAUGUUCUUAAGAACUAUAGCGGCGACGCUGGCACUGCAGCGGUGGCAGCGCGGCGCAUCUCCGCUAACAGCUGCGACGGUUUUCGGUCCCCGAGGUUCAUUUCGGCGAGCAGGCGGUGCAAGCGGCUUCGUUGCGACUCUUCAAAAUGUUCAAUUAUUGCACGUUUCGCUACCUCGUAACGGUCUGUCGAAGCGUACUGUCGAAUGUUCUCUAACAGGUGACGAAGCUCCGGAAGAACACGAAGCGGUAUGCGCAUUUUCAAGAUGUUGAAACGGCGAAUGUGUUGGUUCACGGUAAUAUUCCACGCGUCGAACCAAUUUUCCAAGGCGAAGAAAAAGGUGUGAAUGUCGGUGGUGUCCAUCUCCGGUGGUUUCAACUGCAUGGCAUUCAACGUGUCGAUCUGUGAUUCGAACGGUACCAAUUUUCCAAGGCGAAGAAAAAGGUGUGAAUGUCGGUGGUGUCCAUCUCCGGUGGUUACAACUGCAUGGCAUUCAACGUGUCGAUCUGUGAUUCGAACGGUACCAAUUUUCCAAGGCGAAGAAAAAGGUGUGAAUGUCGGUGGUGUCCAUCUCCGGUGGUUACAACUGCAUGGCAUUCAACGUGUCGAUCUGUGAUUCGAACGGUACGGUAGCCUCGCACGCGGACGGCCUUCGUAUGCUCGGGGUAUUCGGGACGGGCGGUGUUGGCGCGUGAGUCGACUUGGAUCCACUCGCGGCUGGAUCGGCUCUCGGGGUCACGCCAUCGGGAGUCGAUUCCUUGCGGACUGGCGGAAUGUGCAACAUCCUUACGACUAAGGUUAGGUUUAAAAUGGUGGAUUUUACCUUAAUGGCGGUGGGAGCAAGCAAGUCCAGCUGAGGUUGGCUAGGUCGGUCCUUCGGCGAAGAAAAAUUCGCACACGCGGUCGAAUGUGUUGGGACUAGUCGGUCGUUGGCUGCAUUGGAGAGGAAUCUUUUCCGCUGGGACUGGUCGCUCCGUCGGGGAAAAAGUGUUCCUGUACGGUGUUCCUCACUAGCUGGCACCUUCGGUGUCGAUUGGAACUCACGUUCGAUGUGUAUGCGCGGAGGGGUUUUUUUCCGCUGGCCAAUCGUGGUGCCUCUUUCGUGGUCGGCAGCUCCUCGAUGACGGGGGGAACGUUUCCGUUGGUCCGGACCGUGGCACAAGGAAACACGUUUUUCCUGGAUGGACGUUUCCUGGAAAUACGUUCGUCGGGGUCACCAGUUUUAGGGGCGCUGUUGUUCGGAUCUACUUUUGGUCCCUAAUUUUAAGUCGCGAACGCGUUUAAUGUCGUGAGUACAUAACAACGAAUUUAUUUAAAUCGAUUUUUCGGGAACGGUUGAGCACGUCCGAUUGCGGUCGAAGUAGGUACGAGGAGUUGUAAAGGUUCGCGGAGCGAAGGAAUAUGUCCGUUCACUGUCGCGGCGAGAAAAAAAAAAUUGCUCGAUGACAGCAGGAAGUGAAGUGCCGGAUGUGAGUGACUGAGUGACAAGACAUUCGCCUUGCAAGAACUUUAGCGUUUGGUUAAAGUCGGGCAACUUUCCAUGUUCCUGUGUUCGUUCCCACAGCUGGACAGUUUGUUCGUCCAGCCGUGAAGUGAUGAUCUUCGUUAACAGCAAACCAGAUAAUUUGUCGACCUUGAUGUCCUGAUACUCCAAACCCCCAACGUGCCGUUGAACUGUCUUCACGAGCUCCAACAGCUCUUUGGUUCCCUUUCAGAACAGGUUUCAAAUCCAGGAGACCAGCCAGAUGUGUGUCAACAAUGACUCGGGGAUUCUCGAACUGGGACUUCAGCUUCCACGUUUGCUCGAAAUUGUUGUCCUGGAUCAUCUUCGCUGUGAUCCAACCAGAAGCAUCUCCAACCAAAGCCUUAUCCAGAUGAUGCAGCUUCAUGGCAUCGGAGUCAUUACCUUUAGCAACAAUGUCCUCAAACAUCGUCUGGAACAUUGGCCGGGUCUCCACUCUUCCGUCGAAACUGGGAAUAUGCGUUCGCAGUGGUUGUUGUCGCAUUAUGAAUUGCUGCGUACCAGUGCUAUCUGCUGGGACCACAGGCUGCGACCGAGCUUUAGAUAGCUUCUCGAUUCUGUUCAUGGCUUCGGUGUGUAGAACAUCGAAUGCCGUUAGCAUCUCAUCUUGCUCAUCGAGUUUUGAUGACGGAAUUGAAUCCAAGAUUUCGCGAUGCACGGCGUAGUAUUCUUGGUAAUGAACAUCGAGCUUCCUUGCAAAAACCUUUAGCUGCGGUUGAGUCACCUUUGUUGGGUCUUCUUUGGCUUCCUCUAGGAUGUUGUUGAUGAGAGUAACUCUGCGCUUGAUUUGGCCACGCUGGUGAAUCAGCACCUUAGCGUCGGUAGCUUCAUCCUGGGAUCUCUUCGGAGUGUGAUCCAGGCCAACCAUCUUGGUACGUAAGCCUUUCGAUGAAGCUAUUUACACUUUACCCGGAAAGCGAUGUCAAAGCCACACUCACGCUUGUUCAAAUUUGCACAGAACGCGGUUAUAAAUCACAAGAGUGAAUGCCACACGAAGACGUGUUUUUAACAAAGACGUGUUUUAUCUAGUGAAAGGAAAAAGAAACGGGGACGCGACUGCUCUCGUUCAGUUCAAGAUUGUAAGUGGUUUAUUAACAAUGAAAAAUGUCUUAUAUUCUAUUUGACUUUCUAACCCCGAUUUUCCGGGGUACGCUUUUCACUGUUUUUUCUUUAUUUACCUCGUGCCUUGUGAUGGUUCUCCUGGUCUUUUUCCUGGUUUGGGAAUCAGCACGAGCCUCUGUUUUUUUCCAGUUGUCUGGAUACUCGCCAGUGUCGAGGCAUCUUUGAUAUACGUUCUUGAACAUUGUCGGCUCCUCGAUCAUCGCUGUUGCCAAAGCAGCGUUCGGUAUACCAUCUGGACCUGGUACUUUCCCGGUCCUAGCUUUGUGGUCUGAAUUCAUAUAGUCCGGCAGUACUUCCCAUGCUGUCGUCUCCAUUAGAGAUCGGCUCACGAACGUUAGGUCGAUGGCUGACUUUCUCUCUGGCGUAACGAAGGUAUCUUGACCGUUGUUCAUUAUCACCAUCUCUAAUCCGGCGAAGGCUGCUAGUAAUGUAUCCCCUCUUAAGCGCUGUGGCUCUGCUCUUGCUCCAAGGGUGUUUGCCCAGCUUGCCGACCAUGCAUUGAAAUCUCCUGCCACAAUAAAUUUAGACGAUCCGCUGACGGUUAGAACAAUAUUAUCAAGCAGUUGCUCGAAUUCUUGCAUAGACCAGCUUGGGGGGGGGGGGGGGGGGGGGGGGCGUAAGCACUAACAAUAAGGAUGCCUCCCACCUCUACGGCUAACAUUCCUCUCGAUGCCUUGUUGACGACCUUCUGGGUAAGUUUCCACAUGUCACUAUUGCUGUCAACUGGUCCUCAUUGUACACUAUGUUGUUGUUGUGCCGUUGAUUUUUGACUGGAUUGGCGACAAUAAACACAUCUACUUCUCUUUCACGAGCGGUUUGCCACAUCAGAUUAAAGGCUGCUCCACAAUGGUUUUGGUUGUGCUGUAUUAACUUAACCAUGUUGUUGUCGUCUGGCUAUCCGGUUGGGACAUCUGAAGCUGCCUGUGAUGUGGGGCUCAACCAUAUCCCCACGGCAAUCGAGACACGUCAUAGCGUUUGGACACUCUCGGAUCUUGUGUCCCUCUUGUCCACAUUUAAUGCAGAGCUUGCUUCGAUCUUGGCCUGUGCACUCGAAGCCCUUGUGGCCCAAUUUCCAGCAUUUGAAACAUUUGACCUGGACUGUAGCCUCUCUCAGGCUGCAUACACACCAACCAACUUUCAGCUUGCCUGGAUUGAGGACACGCUCUUUCGCCGACAGAGGCACUCUGAAUGUAGCUUUUUGCGUGCCUUUUGUUCUUUCUUCUCGGACUUUGAUUUCCUUAUGGUCAAUGUUGAUCGCCAGCUGUUGCUUGAGGGCUUCAGCGAUCUCCUCAGCAACGGUGAUUUCAUCCAGGUGGGCGAUUUCGAUCAUCACCGAGGGUGCAAGUGUUCGGACGUUCGCUUUGUCCUUCAAGGCAUUUUUGAUGCCUGCUUCUACCUGCACCGCUUCCUUGCCUCGCUUCAGUACUAGCAGCAUGUCGCCGUUCUGUGUUCUUCGUACCUUGGCAACCUGGUCGCCGACAUCCUUGAGUGCAUCGUCGUGAUGUCGAUGUCUUCGCACUUCUCAAUCACCACUGCUUCGGGUCUUGGUUGUGGUCUCUUCUUUUUCUUCUUCUUGGGCUGCUUACUUUGACCCCCACUGCUCUUCGGAGUCUCUCUCUACGCAGAUGUUGGACGCGCAUUGCUGUCUUGUUUACGAGCCUCUUUUGGGACUCAACCUCUUCGUGUUUGUGGCAUAAAGGGAGCAUCUUCUGCCAGCUCGCUUGGCUGUGCCGUUUACACUUCGAUUUCCUGGGUAUUCUUCUGCUUGAGUUGUUUCUUCAACUCGCUCAUUUCCUUAACCAUUGACUCCAUAAACUCAAUCAUUUGAGCGAUCAUGCCAUCACGCAGAUCUUCAAUCGCCAGAUUGUUAGCGUAAUGCUUGAACCUCUCGAGUUGGGUUUUAUGCGAGACUUUCUUGGGUACUACAUCCUCCUCUGCCUUCGAGGCUUUCUUGUAGCUCUUUUUGCGCUUCGAUAUGAACUCAUCAAUGAGUCACUCGUGCUCUUCAUCCUCAACAUUCUUCUUGGACUUUGGUUUUCUCAUUUCCUAUUGGGUCCAAACUUCAAUCCGCUAUCUUUGUUCGACACUAUAGUCCCCUUGUUGAUGCCCCGUGGUUGGCUUUGGAUCAGGGAGCUCCACGCGAGGGUUGGCACACUACUAUUAAGCCUUUUAAUUCGUGAACCUCUUUCUUAAGGGUAAACACCUCACUAUUCUCGUCGCUUGACUCUUGUUUAACGCUACAUGCAUUCACCAUCGCCCCUUUUGAUGCUUCCCAUAUUUUGUCCGCAAUAGGUAGAAUCUCUUUUAGGUUAGUUUUCCCUAGUGAAAUCAUGGCUAUUGCUAUUGAUUUUGGUAGUCGACCUAACCAUAAACGAAAAAUCAACUUAUCUGAAAUGUCACUGGAUGAUCCUGCAAGCUGCACGAGACGACGAUGAAACUCCGACCGACUGCAAUCUCCCAUCUCGGCGUUGUAGAGAAGUUUCGAAAUCCGCUGCUCCUCACUAAUCGAUAAGCGCGUCAGCAAAGCUUCCUUCAAAUACGUAUAUCGGUUGUGCGCAGGAGGAUUCUGGACGAUGUCGAUCACUUUCUCCAGCCUCUCGAGCUUCAUGGCGGUGAGAAGAUGAGCAUUCUUGGUGCGCUCGGUUUUGGUUCCCGCGUUUUCAAACUGAGUCUCUGCUUGAAUAAACCAUGUACUUGGUGAGUUGGUCCAAAAUGGUGGCAGCUUCACAGUACUGAUCUCGAUCUCAUCCCGAAUGUUCUGCGGUGCGGUAGGUGGCGGCACGAGGCUCGUCAUCGCGGAUUGAGGUGUCGUCGAUGGAGUUGCGAAAUGUACCUCUUCUUGAGCCGCAUGAUGUACCGACGCGUUCGUCCCGUCUCCAAGUUGUGGUUGGUUUGUAGCCAUGUUUCUGUUCAGAUUCUUUUAUACCGCAAAGGAAUAACGUUACGAACGAAACCCGGACGAAUGUGAUUCUCUUGAUGGUGUGUGUAAUAUUUGCUGCAAGAUGGUGCGUGUGUAUGUGGACGCCUUGAUGAUGACGAGACUUGAAGAAACGUUUCUGUCACCAGACGUGUGCUGUGUGUUGGUGUGUGUCGUUGUGGGGUGAGCGUAACCGGAUGACGUGUAAUCCAAAAAGGAUUCUAGAAAUUAAUCCUGUUUUUUUCACUAGAACACGCACGCAGUGUUUUUUUUCGCACUUUUGAACACGCUUCAACACACGCCCGAUCGCGAUACAACGUACGCUUUUAUUCGCGCUUUUACUACACAUGCACGGUCACGUCGCUCACGUUAAUCAGAAGGCUGGCGUACUAUACGGAACAAAUCGCCACGUUGAAUGAAUCGUAGAUUCAGUGUUCUUAACAAAGAGUGUGCGAUUCUGUGAUCUCUCUUGAUCACGUCGGGGUCACCAAUAAACUGUAACACAACUGUGAACCUUUAUUUCACUUUAAAUUCCGCGACGAUACACACAGUAAGCCGAGCCAGAACCUUCUGCCUUGCUCCGGCCGAUCGCGGAUUUUUAUAUCCUCCUUGACCCUUGCGUGAAAGAGAAGAAAUGUUCUCAUCCUUGUUCCUAACGAAAGUUCCAGAACCGUUCCCUGUCUCUAAAUUUCGCAAACCGUUCACAGUCUCUACAGGACUAGUCGGUCGUUGGCUGCAUUCGAAAGGAAACUUCCGCUGGGACCGGUCGCUCCGUCGGGGAAAAAGUGUUCCUGUACGGCUUUCCUCACUAGCUGACACCUUCGGUGUCGAUUGGAACUCACGUGGGUUCGAUGUGUAUGCGCGGAGGGUUUUUUUUCGCUGGCCAAUCGUGGUGUCUCUUUCGUGGUCGGCAGCUCCUCGAUGACGGGGGGAACGUUUCCGUCGGUCCGAACCAUGGCACAAGGAAACACGUUUUUCCUGAAACCUGUUUUUGGUCCCUAAUUUCAAGUCGCGAACGCGUUUAAUGUCGUGAGUACAUAACAACGAAUUUAUUUAAAUCGAUUUUUCGGGAACGGUUGAGCACGUCCGAUUGCGGUCGAAGUAGGUACGAGGAGUUGUAAAGGUUCGCGGAGCGAAGGAAUAGGUCUGUUCACUGUCGAGGUCGGCGAGAAAAAAAAAUGUGCUCGAUGACAGCAGGAAGUGAAGUGCCGGAUAUGCGGCGAACGUCACCUUGACAAGUUCGUGUGCCUGGUGAGUGACUGAGUGACAAGACAUUCGCCUUGCAAGAACUUUAGCGUUUAGUUAAAGUCGGGCAACUUUCCAUGUUCCUGUGUUCGUUCCCACAGCUGGACAGUUUGUUCGUCCAGCCGUGAAGUGAUGAUCUUCGUUAACAGCAAACCAGAUAAUUUGCCUACCUUGAUGUCCUGAUACUCCAAACCCCCAACGUGCCGUUGAACUGUCUUCGAGAGCUCAAACAGCUCUUUGUGGUUCCCUUUCAGAACAGGUUUCAAAUCCAGGAGACCAGCCAGAUGUGUGUCAACAAUGACUCGGGGAUUCUCGAACUGGGACUUCAGCUGCUUCCACGUUUGCUCGAAAUUGUUGUCCUCAUCUCACAUCAAUGUCAUCUUCGCUGUGAUCCAACCAGAAGCAUCUCCAACCAAAGCCUUAUCCAGAUGAUGCAGCUUCAUGGCAUCGGAGUCAUUACCUUUAGCAACAAUGUCCUCAAACAUCGUCUGGAACUUUGGCCGGGUCUCCACUCUUCCGUCGAAACUGGGAAUAGGCGUUCGCAGUGGUUGUUGUUGCACUAUGAAUGUGAAGUUGGGCUUGUUUAUGGGAAGUGAAAUAAGGACAACGGAAAAUAUAUUUCGAUACGAUUUAUUUCUCGUUUCGUAGUUCACAUUUAUCCGUUCCCGUAUCGUUCCCCAAACUAACUCCUCGUCCCCAAAGCGCGCACCGCUUUUAUAGUUUCUGCCCAUCUUCCCUCUCACUCCGCGUUGCCCGCCGUAACCGCGUUCUCCUUCCUUCGCUCAUCCUCGCCCGUUCUUUACUCUUCCCCGUUUCACAUGAAUUGCUGCGUACCAGUGCUAUCUGCUGGGACCACAGGCUGCGACCGAGCUUUAGAUAGCUUCUCAAUUCUGUUCAUGGCUUCGGUGUGUAGAACAUCGAAUGCCGUUAGCAUCUCAUCUUGCUCAUCGAGUUUUGAUGACGGAAUUGAUUUCAAGAUUUCGCGAUGCACGGCGGAGUAUUCUUGGUAAUGAACAUCGAGCUUCCUUGCAAAAACCUUUAGCUGCGGUUGAGUCACCUUUGUUGGGUCUUCUUUGGCUUCCUCUAGGAUGUUGUUGAUGAGAGUAACUCUGCGCUUGAUUUGGCCACGCUGGUGAAUCAGCACCUUAGCGUCGGUAGCUUCAUCCCGGGAUCUCUUCGGAGUGUGAUCCAGGCCAACCAUCUUGGUACAUAAGCCUUUCGAUGAAGCUAUUUACACUUUACCCGGAAAGCGAUGUCAAAGCCACACUCACGCUUGUUCACACUUGCACAGAACGCGGUAUUCUAAAUUCACGGAACUUGAAUCACUUGAGUCUUUAGCGUUGUUUAAGCCACGCUUACGCUUGUUUCUGCCGACGGCGGGUUUGCGAAAUUCAACGGAAUUGUGAUUCAAAGCACUUAGGUAGCGUUGUUCUAGCCACACGAACGCUUACACACACUCACAAAGCACGAAACAACAGCAUGCGCACCGUUUGGACGCGAACAAAUACCAUUAUGAAGAAUUCAAAUAAACCUCCUCGUUAUUUCGCGGCCUUAGUGAGUAUGUGCUAAUGAAAGUAUGCGCUUCGCUGGGAAAUGGUUCACUUCACUCUAUAAGAAGACGAAGGAACAAUUGCAAGAAUAAAUACAACUUAAUAAAUAGCCAACGGGAAGGGCAACACACUAUACAAUUAUACCUUUCCAUACAAAUAUGUUUCCUCCAUCUCUGCUGUAAUGCGUAAUGCCUUCCUCGGAGGUUUCUAUACAUGUCUAUAAGAUUCCCAAAUAUUUUCGUGACGAUCGAGUCGCGUUGAGAUUUGAUUUAGUUGGUUGUUGCUUGUAUAGUUCUAAGUUUUACAUUUCUGCGUCACUAAUAUGAGGUAACGGUAAAUAGAAACUUGAGUUGAAAAUCAAAGUUGAAGAUGAAAUGUAAGUUUGAGAUCAAGUGCAAAAUUUCACUCUCUCCUUAUAUCUCUCUCCCUCGUCUUCUUCCCUUCUCCUUGGUUUCUUCCAACCAGUACAUUCGACGGUAUGUGGUACCAGACACAGUCUACUAUCCACAAGAAGGCGGUGUUGAUCGAGCUUUGCCGGACACGUGUCAGAUCAUGUAGGCAUAGUAGAAUACGCUUUCGCACCGAUUCCUUCUAUUGAGGCCCUUUAUGAAUCUCGGAAUUAAAGAAAGCUUUGCGAGUCUCACCAUUGUGGGUAAUUGCUGUAUGUGCUGUAAGUGUUUUUUCUGUUUUGAGUGCACGUUACUCCGUAGUGGAAUGAUGACGUUUUGCAUGCAUUUCAAUUUCAAUUUCAAUUCAUUCGUUUGUUAGCCUAUACAGGCUAAACAAUACCUAAAAUAGAACAGAAAUUGCAAUAGAAAAAUCUUUUCGUUUUCUUAAUGUUCGGUAGGAUAAUCUGAAAAUCCGAUGUCUUUAACUUCUCAGAAUUUGUUCAUGGUCUCGGAAAGUGUGGUGGCGAUAAAGCUCAGCUUGUUCGACUGAGCCUCGACGUCUUCGACAACGACCCAUCCGAGAUGAGUCUCUUACAGAUCAGGCAAAUCUUCUCAUAGCUGCAUGAUCACGAUCGAUGUUCCAAAAAAUGAUCAGGAUGAGCAAUAGUUUUAGGCACAGCUGAAGAGGAAUUUGCACUGUUUGUACGAUGCGAAGUAAGCAGAGAAGGGUCAAAUCGAGCCCUUUCAUGUGAACGCGGCUUAGGUAGGCCACGAUCAAUAAACUUACGAACAGUAAGGGAAACUGGCCAAAAAGUUGAUUGAAGCGCGAGAUCCUUAAGUGAUUUAUGAAUACUCACUUUAAACGAGAUAAAGGACAUCGAAUCAAGGUUCACACCCUUUUUCGUGAGAUGGUAAACAUCAAUAUUGUCAGUUGGUAGUACAGCAUUAAGCCACACACGCAUGAUGUAUGAUUGUUGUGGUUGCAGUUAACGCUGGUAUCAGAAGCUUCCACAGUGUUGGUAUCUGAUUGAGCUGAUAAAUGUACCGCGAGAGGUUUCAGUUUUGGUCGUUCUGGUUGUAUUAGUGGCAUUGAGUAACGUUACAUUAAUGGAAGUGUGCGUUCGCGAUGCGUUAGAAUCAGACGGCUUAGCUAAUAUGGGAGGUAGCUUAUCAGCGAGAGCGAGGAUCUCGGGAAGCAAAUCGCUCUUGAUAGCCAAUCUAAGGGAAGAGAGAGAUGAAUCAAUUGAGGUGAGAAUAUCUGUUUUCACCAACUCGAGUAGUGUUGCUAUCUCACAAGUGAGAAGCGAUUUUGUGCCAUUGCGAAACUCUUUACAUGUUUUGCACAACCACAAUAACUGAUUAUUUCGACCAAGUUCACGAGUAGAAUCACGGGAUAAACCAGUACAAUGGGUAUGAUGCUUGGAACCACAAACACCGGCGCAUGACACUGAAUUGUCACUAUCGGUGGGUGCUUUGCUGGUUGAGAACUGCAUAAUGAUGACACAGCACAAACUGAUGAGCGUCAGGAGCAGGAACAAAGCCAAUCACUAUCUCGGCAAACCGUCGAAAAUAACAGGAGACAGGAGACAGGUGCAAGAACUCCAGUGCAACUUAACAGCAAUCCAAGGCACGCACCAACCAGUGCAAAAAACUCAGCAGCAUCAAUGUUACAAAUGAUGCAAAUGUUGCAAUUCAGGAAUAUACACGACAUUAUAGUACCAAAAAUCAACCACUCCAGAGCACGAGCAAGACACAACCAUUCGGUUUGACAGUCAAUCGCUCUCUGAAAAUGUCAUCGAUACCCUGUUAUUUUGUAUGGUGGCAAAAUGUGGGAACCAUUCGCUAAAAUCGCGGACAUGCGUCUCUUGUUGCACACUGCAGCUGCAGUCUGAUUUGGCGUUAGCUAUUCCAGUACGAUGCAGUGCGUGUGCGUAUCGAAACUAGACCUGUCUAGACGGUGUGGAAUGUUCGUCACAGUAGUGUAUGCACACAUACACUAACACACUCACAUCGACUUGCAAUUCGGUCUGCGGCUAUCGUGAGAACGAGCCGAACGAUGCGUCCAUCCCGUGGGCUCAACGUCACGAUAGCCAUGUUCAAGGUUGCUUACAGCUGUAAUGGUCUGCAUAAGGCCCGGGUAUCAAUCCAAUUGAGAAUUUGUAGCAUACUGUUAAACGUGUUUAUGGAACCGGUUUAAAUCGGCUUGGAAAAGCUUCCAACCCAAGGACAUCGAGUAGCUUGCUUCUUUAUAGUACUCUUGUAAAAGCUACCCGGUGCCGUUGACUUGCGGUGAGCGGACUUAUCCACCAUCGCUGCAAUUUUCUAAUCUGUGGGACCAAGCGCGCGCUAAUAUGUUGCACCUAUGCCAUCGGCACAGAUUUGCUCGUUGAUAACAACACCUACAUUAUUGUUCUAUGCAUAAAUGCUUUUGGCCAUGCGCACAUACAGUUGUGGUAGCGGAAUUGAUGGCGGUGCUAAUGAGUAUAAUCUACCUUUCAAUGCAAUCCUACUAGCGCGCACUAUCCCAUGCAGAAACUUUUUCAUUUUUACUUUCUACACCUUUAAACCAGGUUCUAAACGCAGCGGCAUCGCACACUGUCAUUAAUCCACUGAUCUCUCGGUGAAUCGAAUUACCAAUAAACGAUCAUCUAAUUAUCCUUCAAUCUGCUAUAACAUAUGGAACAGGAAAUGUAAAAUUAUUGCCAGCAAAUAGGAACAGAUUGUUGAAAUGCCAUUAAAACUUACGAAAUCAAACGCAAAUUGUACUAUGAAUGAAUAAAAAUGCUAAGAUUGCUAACUA
Anopheles gambiae (African malaria mosquito) is the source of this 18083-nucleotide messenger RNA. It is a transcript of the gene Dnaaf5, whose product is annotated as dynein axonemal assembly factor 5. Gene Ontology annotation, cellular component: cytoplasm. Gene Ontology annotation, biological process: cilium movement; outer dynein arm assembly; inner dynein arm assembly. Bases 205 to 2760 code for a protein of 851 amino acids. Gene Ontology annotation, molecular function: dynein intermediate chain binding. The transcript has 8 exons. The record is from RefSeq and is a predicted model, not a curated record. NCBI's taxonomy places the organism in Eukaryota, Metazoa, Arthropoda, Insecta, Diptera, Culicidae.